AAGUAGGAAGAAGGUUUUGCGGAGUGCUUUACCGCUAGUGCUGCACUUCACUUUUAAUUGUGGGUAUCCUAGUUUAAAAUGGCAGAUGAGUCUGCGGUUAAGGUCUGUGUCAGGGUUCGCCCGUUAAUACAGAGGGAACAGGACAGCACAGAAGUCACAGACCUGGUCCCUGUGCAUUGGAAAGCUGACAAACAGGCUAUCCAUCAAGUGGAUGAGGGCUGUAUCACCAAGACUUUUAAUUUUGACAGAGUGUUUAGUGCUGUAGAAACAACGAAACAGUUGUACCAGGAGAUCGCCAAGCCCUUGGUGGUGUCCACUGUUCAGGGUUACAAUGGAACGAUAUUUGCAUAUGGACAAACGUCUUCCGGAAAGACCUUCACUAUGAUGGGGAGCAGUCAUAUGCCUGGGGUGAUUCCGCUGGCCAUGGAGGACGUCUUCCUGACCAUCAAAAAUUGCCCUAAGAAGGAGUUCCUCCUGCGGGUGUCCUACAUGGAGAUCUACAAUGAGACCGUCACUGACCUGCUUUGUGACAGUUGGAAGAGGAAGCCUUUGGAGAUUCGUGAAGGGAACUAUAAAAAUGUCUAUGUGGCCGACCUGACAGAGGAAUUGGUUACGUCUGCUGAUCAAGCCCUUGCCUGGAUCAGGAAAGGCGAAAAGAACCGGCAUUAUGGGAAGACCAAGAUGAACCAACGCAGCAGCCGUUCCCACACAAUUUUCCGCAUGAUUCUUGAAAGCCGUGAGAGGAGUGACCCAGCCUCUGGAGAGAACGCUGAUGGCGCCAUCAUUGUGUCUCAUCUGAACCUGGUGGACUUGGCAGGGGCGGAGAGGGCCAGCCAGACUGGAGCUGAGGGUGCCAGGCUUAAAGAAGGCUGUAAUAUAAAUCGCAGCUUGUUCACACUUGGGCAGGUUAUCAAAAAGCUGUCUGAAGAAAGCCAAGGGGGUUUCACCAACUACAGAGAUAGCAAACUCACCCGCAUUCUGCAGAACUCCCUGGGUGGCAAUGCGAAGACAGUCAUCAUCUGCACUAUAACUCCGGCCACCGUUGAUGAGACACUCAGUACACUUCAGUUUGCCAGCACAGCAAAACGAAUGAAGAAUGACCCGCAUGUCACAGAGGUGUCGGAUGAUGGUGCUCUUCUCAGAAGAUACCGGAAUGAGAUUGUGGAUCUUAAGCGUCGUCUGGAGGAGGUCUCCACAGUCACACGGACAGCCGAGACUGAGAAGGAGGUCCUGGCGCAGCUACUACAAGAGAAGGAUCAACUGCAGAGAGAGCAGGAGGACAGGAUCAAGAACCUGACAAACAUCAUUGUCACCUCCACAAAGUUUGUUGCUGUCAAGAAGGUGCCAAAGCGCAGGAUGACCUGGGGAGGGAAGCUGCUGAGGCCACCACUGGAAGCCCAGAGCUGUGCUAACAGCGAACUGAGCUUUGCUGAGCCUUCAGUUAAGAGAAGGAAGGCGGAGCUACAGUCCUUGGGGGAGGCAGAUGAGGCAGAAGGGGAUGACUUUGACUCCCGAUGGGACAAUCUUGAGCAGCUGGGAUUAGAUGGGGACAUGAACCAGAGUAGCAUAACCAUUCGCAGCUUUUAUGAAGGAGAGUUCUCCUCUCCUUGUUUGAAUGAGCUGUCUGAGAAGGUGGCUGGUUUGGAGCUGCAACUUAAGACUGAGGCUCUGGAGAAGCAGGUGGCCCUGGAGACCAAGGCUGCUUUGGAGAGCAGGUUGGCUGAGCUAGAGCUCAAGGAGCAAGAGAAAAAGGCUUCAUUAGAUGUCAGUCUGACUGAGCUGGAGGCUGAGGUCCAGGAGAAACAAGAAGCCUUGGAGACCAGAACUGCUCUAGAGGUCAGACUGGCUGAGCUGGAGGCUGAGGUCCAGGAGAAACGAGAAGCCGUGGAGACCAGAACUGCUCUAGAGGUCAGACUGGCUGAGCUGGAGGCUGAGGUCCAGGAGAAACGAGAAGCCGUGGAGACGAGAGCUGCUCUAGAGGUCAGACUGGCUGAGCUGGAGGCUGAGGUCCAGGAGAAACGAGAAGCCGUGGAGACGAGAGCUGCUCUAGAGGUCAGACUGGCUGAGCUGGAGGCUGAGGUCCAGGAGAAACGAGAAGCCGUGGAGACGAGAGCUGCUCUAGAGGUCAGACUGGCUGAGCUGGAGGCUGAGGUCCAGGAGAAACGAGAAGCCGUGGAGAUUAAAGUAGCUGAGCUGCAAUGUCAGCUGGACAUGAGCACACAGUGUCUACCAAAGCCCUCCCAGGAGCAGUAUAAAAAGGACCUUGGUGAGACCAUUCAACUCUGUGAGACCCUGGUCUCUGAGAAGGAAGCCGUAGAGGUGCAGCGCGACCUCGCCAUACAGGAGUGCCUCAUCUUGAAGGAAGAGAAUUGCACCCUGUCACAGGAUAAGGAGAGACUUCUUAGGGAGGUGCAGGAGAAGCAGGAGCUGGAGGAGUUCAGCGCUCUUGAACAGGAGAGCACAAAGCAAUACGAGACUGAACUAAAGGAUGAGAUCGCCAGCCUCCAAAGUGCAGUGCAGCUCUCUCUGACGCGGGCGGCGGAGCUGGAGGUCCGGGCAGCCUCCCUGUCUGCAGAGCUGAAGAGCAAGGACGAGCGAAUCGCGGAGCUGCAGAAUCUGAGCGGCAAGGACCUGGUCCAACAAGUGGAGCGGCUGAGUCGGUCACUAAGCGAUGCAGAGGCGGUCAGCCGUGAUGCUAAACGGGACUGGGCAGUCCUGCGGAGCGAGAAACUGGGGCUGCAGGAGAGUGUCUCAGCACUAACAGAGAGCUCUGAAAAGCUGAAAGUGGAGGUGCAGACUCUACGUGACCAACAGGGGGCAGACAAGGCCCGCUUUAAGAAGAUGGAGACAGACCUCCAGAGAGAGCUGCAGGGAGCCUUUGAGGAAACCGCUAAGCUGACGGUCCUGCUGGACGGGAAGGUUCCCAGAAGUAUGAGUCUGACCGAUAACAUCGAGUUGGAACGUCAGGUGUCCAGGUUGAAGAAGGAGCUGGAGCUGGCCCAGGAGGAGGUGAAGGGGCUGAGCACCUUCCGGGAGCUCCCUGUCAAGGUGGAGCAGCUGAUGCAGCAGAUCGGCGACCUUACCCAGGACCUGUGCUCCUGCCAGGCUGAGAAGGAGGCGCUGGUGGCUGCGUGGGAGGCCAGCGACGCCAGGGUGCAGAAGCUGAUCGAGGAUCUGCAGCAGGCCCAGGAUGGGCUGGAGCGUGCAGUGGGCACAGAGGCCGAGCUUGAAACACUUCGUGCUGAUGCACAGCACUGGGUCCAGGAGAAGGAGCAGCUCCUUGAAUCAGUGGAGACCCUCAAGCAGGAGGUGCUGCAAAGGCAAGAGGGUGAAAGUUCACUGAAGCACAAACUAGCUGAACAGCAGCGGCUGGUGACGGACCUGCAAAUGAUUCUGGCUGAAUCCCGAGAGACCACCAACCGAAACCAGCAGAGCUUCGAGCAGAAGUCCGAACAGCUCCAGAAAAAGGGUCACCAAUUAGAUGAGGAGCUGGAAGAAUUGAAAGCAGAGAGGAGCCAGCUGAGGAGGGACCUUGAGGAAAAUGCACAGCAGGUACAACAUCGAAUUGAAGAGUUUGAGGAAUUGAGAUUUGAGAGAGAUCAGCUGAAGAGUGAUCUACAGGAAAAUGUGGAGAUGAUGAUUGAGAACCAGGAGGAGCUGAGGGUGGCUCAGGAGAAGAUCAGAGACCAGCAGAAAUGCAUUCAGGACUUGGAGACUCGGACAGGAGAAAUGAAGUCUCAGCUGAUGCACAGCUUGCCUAAUGUUGAAGACCUGAAGGGCCAGAUCCAGCAGCUGAGUGAGGAGCUACAGCUGGUACGCAGUGAGAGAGACUCUCUCCUAUCUGAGAGGACAGACUCUGCUCAGGGAGUGGAGGAGAAGCUGGAGAAGCUACAUUCACAGGUGACCUCCAUCACUCAAGAGAGAAACCAACUCCAGGAGAUACUGGAAGGUGUGAGAGAAGAAAGGAACCAGCUGAAGAAUGACAUAGAGGAGAAUGUCAUGAGGAUCCAGCAACUCGGUCUAGAGCUGCAGGUCAUGCAGAGUGAGAGAGACUCUCUCCUAUCUGAGAGGACAGACUCUGCUCAGGAAGUGGAGGAGAAGCUGGAGAAGCUACAUUCACAGGUGACCUCCAUCACUCAGGAGAGAGACCAACUCCAGGAGAUACUACAGGCUCUAAGAGAAGAGAGGAACCAGCUUAAGAAGGAUCUACAGGAGAAUCUGGAGAAGGCUAUAAAGGUGCAGGAUGACCUGAAGCUGCAGCAGAUCCAAAGUGAAGAAGCUCAGGCUCAGUUUCAGCUGCAGGUACAGCAGCAAGCUGAGGACUUGGAGAGGUUAAAAUCAGAGAGGGGCUGCCUGGAAGAUGAUCUGCAGAAGCAUGUGGGGAAGAUCCAGCAGCUGGGUGAGGAGCUACAGCUGGUACGCAGUGAGAGAGACUCUCUCCUGUCUGAGAGGACAGACUCUGCUCAGGGACUGGAGGAGAAGCUGGAGAAGCUACAUUCACAGGUGACCUCCAUCACUCAAGAGAGAGACCAACUCCAGGAGAUGCUGGAAGGUGUGAGAGCAGAGAGGAACCAGCUGAAGAAUGACAUAGAGGAAAAUGUUGUGAGGAUCCAGCAACUUGGUGUAGAGCUGCAGGUCAUGCAGAGUGAGAGAGACACUCUUCUGUCUGAGAGGUCAAAGACUGCUCAGGGAGUGGAGGAGAAGCUGGAGAAGCUACAUUCACAGAUGACCUCCAUCACUCAGGAGAGAGACCAACUCCAAGAGAUACUGAAGGCUCUGAGAGAGGAGAGGAAUCAGCUGAAGAAUGAUCUACAGGAGAACUUAGAGAAGGUCCUGAAGUUCCAGGAUGAAUUGCAACAUCAGAAGACUUUAAAAGAAGCUCACACUGAACUGCAACUGCAGGUGAAGCGGCAGUCCGUAGAGCUGGAUGCAUUGAGAGAGAAGCGGACACACCUGAAGUGUGACCUGCAGAAGAGUGUUGAGGCGGCUGAGGAGGAACUGCAACAGCAGAAGUCCCAAAGUGAGGACGCACAGACCAUCCUCCAUCUGAAGGUAAAGCAGCUCGGAGAAGAACUGGAGGGAGAAAGAGAAGAAGUGAGACGGUUCAAGAAGAAGCUGGAUGAGGCUUCUGCCAAACUCCUCCCAGAGGCGAGUCAGAGUAGGAGUGUGGCCGAGGAGUCCAGGCGGCUCCUUUAUGGGAAACUGGAGGAGUCCGAGCGCCUCCUGCAGGACCUACUCGAUCGGUGCCAGCUCCUCCGGGAGCAGGCUCUGGGGGCCAGUACUGAGCUGAUGGCCCAGCUGGACGAGUCCUCACUGGUGCAGAAUGAGCUCGUCUUCCGCACGCUGCCUUCCAUCCCCAAAGCCACACGCCAGAUCUACAGGAACGUCCGCAAGAACACGGAUGACUUCAGUGGUUUUGUCUGCCAGACUGCGAGGGUGUAUGCUCACCUGGCUACGGUACACAGGCAGCAGUUUGAGGCACAAGCUCACCACGACCUGGCCUGCAUGGAGGAGAUGCGUCUGCAGGAUCUGCUGCUCCAGCGAGCGCAGGGCCAGCGAACCAUUCAGGGCCAGACUGUGCUGCAGCUGCAGGAUUUGUGGGACCAGCGUGCAUCUGAGCUACUGGAGAAGAGGCAGAGCUGCAUACAGAAGCUGCAGAGCAUUCUUGGAGAGCUGGAGUCGGGUUUGGCCCAGAACUCCGCCUCUGUCCCCCCAGAGUUGGCGGAGCAGCGGUGCACCAAUGAGGAGCUCCGGCCGUUGUGCGAUGGCCCCUCCCUCGACCCAGCGGCGCUGGAAGGCCUGCUGCAGCGUGAGCUGUCCAGGCAAGCGGCAGCCGUACAGCCCAGGAAGGAGCUCUACCAGCGCCUGCAGGCAGAGUACUUUCAGGCCGAUUCGAGGCUGCAGGUGUUCAAGGCCACCGCGCAGCGUCAGCUGAUGGACCAUAGGGGGCGCAGCUUAGCCCUGCUACAGUCCACACAGACAGACCACGAAGGCGCACAGACGGCCGGCUCAGGCAGCCUGCUCAACGACCCCCAGCUGGUUAUCCAGCUGCAGAAGGCUGAGCAGAUGGUCAUGGUCCUGCAGACCCGUCUGAAGCCCCUUGAGAAGAGUCAUGUGGCUGCCUGUGACAAAGCCUCCAAGCUGGCUCAGAAUGUCCUCCUCCUGAAGCAGCAGCUCCAGGAAGUGCAAACCCAGCUUGAGGAGCGACAGAAGGCCGUCGAAAGCCUGAAGAAGCAGCUCGAGGCGCAGGUGAGGAAGGGCGUCGCCCCCGGCACGGAGGAGCUUGAGGAGAUGAAGGCGAAGCUGUUCAGAAUGGAGCUGGAGCAGAGUGCGCAGGCCAGCAGCUGCCAGGAGAAGGUUGCCACGAUGACGGCGUUGCUGGAUCACAAAGAGGAUACCCUCAGGAAGCUGAAGGAGAUGCUGAGAAAGGCACAAAACCAAGGAGAUGAGUCCUUCAUUGCAGGGGGACCGGCCAUUGCCAGGGUGUCCAGUGGAGCAGGUGCGGCUCGCCUGGUCCAGAGCACUGUGCAGGUGGAGCGAGCCAAGCUGGAGAGUGACAUGAAGCACUUGGAGCAGGAGGUGGAGAGAUUGGAGAGCCUAGUUUCCAGCCAGAAGGAGGAGAUCGGCAAGUGGAGGGGGCGUGCCGUGAGACUGAAGGAGACCCAGCGUGACCUGCAGAAGCACGAGCGGCCAUCGCCUGCCCCCCUCACCCCCUCCAAGAGGGGCCAGCUGGCUGCUGCUGACGCCCCCUCCCCCAUGAAGAAGCCGGCUGACAGGAGUGGCCUCCCCGGGCAUGAGGACGGCAGCAGCAAGGCCCCCCCUUCAGACGAGUCGGAUCCAGAGUCGGACCUGCCGACUGCUCUGCCCCCCCCCAGCCCCGACCCGAGUCCUCAGAUGGGACCUGGCAGCACGACAGAAGACAAGUGCAAAGAGUGGUGGCCCAUGUCCCCCAGCCAGGCUGACAACUGCAAGGCCCAGUGAGAUGCGGCCUCCGUUCGCACUUUUUUAAUGUGUGUUUUUGUUUGUUCUGUUCUGUUAUGUUUUCAAGUUAAUAAAACCUUUUCAUUACCA
Paramormyrops kingsleyae is the source of this 7071-nucleotide messenger RNA. The record is from RefSeq and is a predicted model, not a curated record. NCBI's taxonomy places the organism in Eukaryota, Metazoa, Chordata, Actinopteri, Osteoglossiformes, Mormyridae.